Molecule: messenger RNA, 2183 nt
Organism: Acanthaster planci (crown-of-thorns starfish)
Lineage: Eukaryota; Metazoa; Echinodermata; Asteroidea; Valvatida; Acanthasteridae
Product: galectin-4-like
Molecular function (GO): carbohydrate binding
Source: RefSeq, a predicted model, not a curated record
AGAUUAAUAUCCAACACCAAAACGGUAACUUCUUUUGUCAUUUUUUUAAUUAGGGGAGGUGUGAUCAAAUUCAGGGCAUCAUGUCGGACGUAGUGACAAAUCCGGAUGUUCCAUACAGCGAGCAGAUUCCUGGUGGAUAUUUCCCCAGCAAGACCAUCUACAUACGAGGAUCCGUGCCUUCACAUAGUGACAGGUUUCACGUGAAUCUUCAGAGUGAGGUUGGCACUGGUGUAGCCGAUGUCGCCUUUCACUUCAAUCCCCGCUUCGAAGGGAGCCAGAACUACGUGGUUUGCAACACAAAGACGGGCGGGAGUUGGCAGUCUGAAGAGCGUCACCAAGACAACUUUCCUUUCGACCAGGGAAAAACCUUCGAACUCGUCAUCCUGUGCGAGGGGGAUGAGUUUAAGGUGGCAGUUAAUGGCCGUCACUAUUUGGAUUACAAGCAUCGCGUUAACCUGCAGGAGAUAAAAGCCGUUGCCGUGGCAGGUGACGUCGAGAUUUCGAGCAUUCGUUUUCAUCCACCCUCCGCUGCACUCCUACUCGGACAGUCGGGGAUUCACAUUCAUGAUCCGCCGACUCCCUACGUUGGCCCAAUCGGAGCAUCUGGCCUGCAAUACGGCACAAUGAUCACGGUGAAGCUGACUGUGCACCCUGAUCCUAACAGGUUUGCCAUCAACCUGAAUGGAGCUUACUUCGGUCCCCAACAGGAUGAUAUUGCCCUGCACUUCAAUCCACGGUUCCCAGAUCGCGUCAUUGUGCGCAACUCCCUGUCUGGCGGGAAUUGGGGAGGAGAGGAGAGGGACGGUGCAUUUCCCUUUGCGCCCGAUGGCACGCACGAGGUUACCAUCUUGUGCAUGAGGAAGUGCAUGCGUGUGCAGGUGGAUGGACACCACGUGAUCGACUACAACCACCGCCAUGACGUGCAGGGGGUCAAGUCAAUGAAAGUGGCCGGUGACGUCACCAUCCAUGAAAUUGAUAUUGACUAAUUGCCACCGACAGAUUGAAAAAUAUGAAGAAAAAGGAAGAGAGGGAUAACCAAUUACGUUGUAAUAAAGUAAAGAGCAUUUUGAACGUGUCGCAUUUUUCAAUGUGUCUUGUCCUAAAUUCGCUAUCCUGUUAGCAAAGCUGCAAUGCCUACGCGCUUUCCUAGAAAUUAAUAGCCCAGUAGUUUUCAGUGUUAUUACAUUUUGUUAGUUUUGCCACGCUUUUCUUGAUCUGUCGAAACUUUAGGUCCAUAAUUGUUUAACCGACUGUGAAGCACCCUGCUUCAGGGUAAAUAGUCAAAUCCGAAGUCUUGCAUCUCAAAAAAGAAGGUGUUUUGUCUCAUUCAGGCAAAAAUACUGCAUCGUACGAUUGCAUUAUUAUUUUCUUUUAAGUUUUUACAUGUAGUCCAAGAUUUAUUUCGAAACAUUUGUUACUUUCUUAAACGAUUAUAAUUAUAUGGAAAAAAUUGGUAUUGUUUCAUUAAGCCUAAACCUUGGUGAUCAUUUUUGUCUUAGCUUGGGAGAGAAAUUGGACAGCUAACAACCAAACUGAAUCUAUGUCGGAGGUGAAUUAUUCGGCGACACAAGGUUGAAGUCAGAUCUUAAAUUGCCAGUGAAACAGAAGAACAUUCGAUUUAUUCAAGUGUACACUAUUCAGUUUUACGGUUAUUGCUCAAAUGGCACACAUGCUGAAUAGAUGCAGAUAUCUAAAGGAAAAAAGCAAGAGAAUAGCUCAAUACUAUUUUACCGAUAUAAUAACAGUAAAUAGAUUCUUGUCGGGUAUAAGCAGAAGAUUCAGAUAUUUGAAAAUUGAACUUAAAAACCUUACAAGUAAACAAAAAGUACUUUUAACGAUUUUAGUUGACAAAAAAACAAAGUCAAAUCAUCAUUGUUGGAUUAUCAUUUUCAGCCAUACUGAAAGGACGCAAUUCGUUGCUAUUCGUAUUACUUCGGUAUCAAACCUGCUAUAAUACAGUUUUUGGAAUGGCCAUUAAUAAAAACGUUGUAAAGCUAUGCAGACUAACGUCGAAAUAAUUCAGCCUCAAUGAGGUAAAAUUCUUAAAAUAGAGCAAAGCAUAUGGGCACGUAAUAGUAAAGCAAAUACGCACUUAAUAGUUUCAAACUGAUCCGAAGUCUGUCUUGUCACCAAUUUUUUAUUUCACAGUUUCUGAAUAAAGACUUACUUGCAAUAUAUUUCCC